UCGUCUUAAGGUCUUUUGAAAUCAUCUCGCUCAAGGUGGGAUGUUGGCGCUGGCAUUGCUCUUGCUGGUGGGGUUCGCUCACGGAAUCUCGCUAGAAAGGCCACAGCGUGACCUGCUUGGCAACGGCAUCGAUCUACAACCGUCUGGCCUGUAUGGAGUUCCGAUGGACUACGGCUGUCAACCAUCUACGAUUUACAGCACUCAAGUCCAGUAUUCCACUGUUGUCGUCCCCUCUAUUGUCUACAACAAUCAAAUUCAGUAUGCUACUAAGACGUCUGUCCGCGCACAACAGGUCUACACCACUAUCUAUUCUGAUAUUGUCAGCACCCAGUAUGUUCCUUCCGUGAUCUAUCAGACGGUGACUGUUACUCGCACUCAGGAUCAAGUACGCACGCAGGUCGUCACUCUCCCGGCGCAGACUAGUUACGUGGCUCGCACACAAGAAGUCGUAAGGACGCAGGUGCAGUAUCAGACUAAAUACACGACUAUCGUCCAAUCGAUACCCUCGACGAUCACUAGAAAUGUCGUAUCUACAGUCGUAGUGCCCCAGCAGGUAGUCAGUACUGUCUACCAGACACAGACGGUUACCAGGACACAGCAGGAGCCAGAUAGGACCAGAACUGUCCCCAGCACUCAGUACAGCACCGUUUAUUCUACUGUAGUUAUUCCGGGAGAGGACGUUGUAAAGACAACUGUCGCCGUUAGCACCAACUAUAUCGUUCAGACUGUCACACAGCCUGGACAGACUCGAUAUAUCACCUCUACACAAGUGGUCCCCGUCACCACUACCAUCUACUCACAGGUGGUUCUCACCAACACUCAGACGCAGUACGUGACUCGCACUCAGGUGCAGACGCAAUAUACAACUGUCGUGCGUACGGAACAAGUGAGACAGUACGUCACAAGGACCGUCACAGUUCCCCAACAGGUGGUGAAAACCCAAGUUUCUACUCAGGUAGUCCCCACAACCAUCUAUAGUCAACAGGUGGUUCCUUCCAUCGUAAACCUUCCCGCUCACACCGAGUACUUUACUAUCACCCAGACGGUUGUCAACACCCAGCAGCUCCCUGGCCAAACCCGUGUCCAGUACGUGACACGAACAGUCUACAACACCAACUAUGUAACUUCCACGGUAUACAACAAGCAAUACAACACCGUGACGGCCACCUACACUCAGAAGCCCAACUGCAACACCGGCUACAAUUACCCUGAACCUGCUGUUGGCUUCAACGCACUUGGUCGUUAAUGCAAAGUCUACAUGAUACACUAGAGGAAAUAAUAAAUUAUUCUUUAUUCUAACGAACACUAAAAAAAACUAUUCAAAUGGUCAGAGACAGGAAUAAAUAAUCAUAUUAUGUGUUAAGUUUCCUCAAUUUAUCAAAUAUAUCGCAUUUGUUUUAAGUAUACACUAAGAAAUAAAAGUUUUUUUUUCA
Penaeus indicus is the source of this 1433-nucleotide messenger RNA. RefSeq lists its product as uncharacterized. The transcript is spliced from 2 exons. Bases 41 to 1246 code for a protein of 401 amino acids. The record is from RefSeq and is a predicted model, not a curated record. Lineage: Eukaryota; Metazoa; Arthropoda; Malacostraca; Decapoda; Penaeidae.